AUCCUCUUCUUUUAAUUCCAGAAUACAAAGAUUUAGCAGGACAUUGAAUUCGUCUCAUAGUCAGUGUCAUUUGGCUUUGAUCGACAUGAAGGAUUUUGAGCCCAGGGAUGUCAGUGUGGAGGUGAAGGAUGGGAAGGUGACGGUGUUAGCAGAGCACAGGGAGGAGCGCAACACCCCAGUAUUAAAGACAUGUAACUACAGAAAAUUCAUGAAGGAGUUCAACCUGCCACCAGGGGUGAGCGACGACGAGGUGACCUACUCUCUGGAAUCCAACAGCGUCAUGAAGAUUGAAACGGCACCCAAGGGCUGCCCUCAGCUCCAGGACUACUGAGCUGAACCCAGGCACAGUCAUUCCUCUGCCACAUCCCUUCUACCCACCAGCUUUAAGUCUGUCCUGCUAACUGUGUGCUAACAACUUCUCUCACCUCUUCCAAAAAAGAAGACAGCACUCUGAGCAGAUGUGUGUGAGCCUCAUUUGAAGGGG
Molecule: messenger RNA, 484 nt
Organism: Manacus vitellinus (golden-collared manakin)
Lineage: Eukaryota; Metazoa; Chordata; Aves; Passeriformes; Pipridae
Gene: ODF1
Product: outer dense fiber of sperm tails 1
Exons: 1
Coding region: 86-331 (81 amino acids)
Cellular component (GO): outer dense fiber
Source: RefSeq, a predicted model, not a curated record